This is a messenger RNA of Leucoraja erinaceus (little skate), 4437 nucleotides long. Its product is annotated as interleukin-1 receptor-associated kinase-like 2. The record is from RefSeq and is a predicted model, not a curated record. Gene Ontology annotation, cellular component: plasma membrane. NCBI's taxonomy places the organism in Eukaryota, Metazoa, Chordata, Chondrichthyes, Rajiformes, Rajidae. Bases 202 to 2628 code for a protein of 808 amino acids. Gene Ontology annotation, biological process: protein phosphorylation; signal transduction. The transcript has 14 exons. Gene Ontology annotation, molecular function: protein kinase activity; protein binding; ATP binding.
UUGCAGUUUCGAUGCACUGGGAAGUGGGGAAAUGUUUGAUGCCAGUGCACUGGUUCAGUGCAUUACUCGCCGCCGAUACAGUGUGCUUCCAGUUCAACAUUUCCACUCCAUGACGCACAGGAUAAAAUCUGUCCGGAUAAUUUCACUUCGAGCUGCUGAAGAAAGUUGUAUCCCACGUCGCUGGUAGUUUCCAGACAAAAGAUGGAUUUAUCUGGAAGGCGGGGGACCCCGCAGCAGAGAAAUUAUCGGCAUUUUGUGUAUGACAUUCCCGCCAAAGUUAUGGAAGAGUUUUAUAUGGUGAUGGAUGCUCUGGCGCCUGGAGACUGGCGUCGGUUUGGCUCUCGUAUCAUAAGCGAUCAGACCGAACUAAGGAACAUUGAAUUAUUUGGACGAAAGUCAAACAGCAAGACACGAGAGCUGAUGUGGGUGUGGGGAAUGAAACAAGCCACCGUCCAACAGCUUCUGGACAUCCUGAAUGAGCUGCAGCUGUACAGAGCCACCUCUGUCAUUAUGCCAGGGAAGUCUGAAGAUUUGUUCACUGUUCAGCCCGUUUCCUCCCACCUACCUGUGCCAGAAACGCCCGAGUUAUUUCAGCCCUUGGCUUUGUCUGGUGCUUCGCUGGAUUGUAUGGCCAACAUGGCCUCAGAAAUCUGUGUACACAAGCUUAAUCCAUUACCUGGACCAGCAACUUCUCCAAAUUAUUUGAACACCAACUCAAGUUGCGCCAAAAUCAAUAUAUCAUCAGGGAUGAAUGACAUUGGCAACAGGCCCUGCCAGGAAACUAGUCAACCUCCUGGGUUACUCGGUGGCAUGUGGUCCUUGCUGGAUUUGAAAAAUGCCACAGAUAAUUUCAAUGAGAGGUAUAAGGUUGGCCAAGGUACAUUUGGCAAUGUCUACAAAGUCAACCAGUUCAAUACUGAAUAUGCCGUAAAACUGCUAAAUAAGUUCGAAGAUGCCAACUUGAAAAUCACAGGGGAAUUUUUUUGCAGAGAGGUGGAGACUCUCUUCCAGUAUCGACACUCUAAUAUUAUGGCGCUAGAAGGCUACUGUGCCGAAAAUAAUUCCUAUUGCCUUAUUUAUCAGUAUAUGCCGAACGGCUCCCUUGAAAACAAGCUUCAGUGCAAGAAUCCUGCUGAUGCAAUGUUAUGGGAAACGCGUCUUAAGAUUGCAGUUGGAACGGCGAGAGCGAUACAAUACUUGCAUCAUUGUGAUGCGCCUCUAAUACAUGGAAAUAUAAAAAGUUCAAAUAUUCUGCUAGAUGAAUAUUUCACACCAAAACUGGGCGACUUUGGAUUGGUGAAGAUUGGCCCUCUUAGAGCAGAUGCUCAUCAAAUCAACGGCCACACCACACUAAAUACCACGACUUUACAGGGUCCUCUAGCCUAUUUACCAGAUGAGUUCAUACGACACAGGUGUCUGUCAGAAAAAGUUGACACCUUUAGUUUUGGAAUAGUUCUUUCUGAAAUUCUGACUGGUAUGAAAGCAGUGGAUGAGGGCAGACAACCAGCAUUACUGAAAGAUCUCAUGUUGGGAGAGCUGGAGCUGGAGACAGAUACAGAGAAAACAGCAAAUAAAAUUUGUCAGAAGUAUCUGGAUAGAAACGGUGAUCUACUUUCUCUUAGUUUUGCAAUUAAGUUUGCUGUAAUUGCCUGUCUGUGCAUCAAAAAGAAGAAACUCAAGAUGAAUGAGGUUUAUUCUAUGCUGGAGCAACUUGACCAUGACCUUAAACACUGUGAUAUGCACAGCUCUCCUGGGGAGACAGAAAACGUUGCUUGCAAGCUAUAUCGAUUGGCCUUAUGUCCACGGGAAAAUACAGAGAUCCUUUCCCCUUUCCUAGAUCCCAUUAAUGACAUAAAGUCUUUACGACCGCAGAGCGCAACUAAUUUCAAAGACUUACAACGAAACUCUGAACCUGAUGCAAAAUUGCUUCAAUUACCAUGCGAAUCUGACGAGUCAGAUAUAUUUUGUUACCACCAUGACCUAUUGUCUUGCAAAUUAUGCAAGGUUAAGAUAAAGAGUGUUUGCAGUGAUUACAGCUCUUGUUCUAACAGAACUGAAGAUAAUUCAAAAACCAAUACACAUGAUUGCAAAUCCAACCUGGAUCCUAUAGAAACCGAAAGUACUUUCUUUCAAGAAUUAUCUCACUCAAGUAGCAGAGUCUCAAAGAGUAAUGUUCCAAGUGACUAUUCUAGUACUGCAUCAAAUGGUGUUUGUGAAUUUCCUGCAUAUCCAAAAGAUAGUACAGCAUAUCAUUUCAACCACAUGGGAGCCAACUACAACGAUUGUUCAAAGAGUUACUGUUGCAAUUCUGAUAUUUCCCCUAUGUUGUCUCUUCAAAGAAGCGACAGGGUGACAAACAAUUCGGGAUUUGAGAACACAACCCCGUCAAGAGAUCCUUCUCAACAGAGCUUUGACAUCAAUGAGCUAAAUGAUGAAGUAUGUGCAUUUGAGCACUCUCUGGAACAUUUUCCGGGAUUGUCCAAUGGUACGAGUCCAGUAGUUUUUUCUUCCUCAAAUAUUAAGAUUUGUCCACACAAAAAGAAACUGCUAGAUAAAAUACAUUUGUAUGAAGAAGGAAGAAUCGAUAGUGCUGAGCUCUUCUCAACAACUUUUGUAACAGAGGAAUGAAUCGGAUUGCUGCACUACAGAAAACAAGUGGCAAUAUAGAAACCACAAAACUUACUGGAAAUUUAUGCACUCAAGCCAGAAGAAGGGUGAAGGCACUGUUUUCAAUGUAUCCAAAGGUUGUGUCUAUGUGCUUCAAUGACUACUAAUACUUUGUUCAUUUUCACAUUUAAAGGAUCGUUAUUUCCACAUGAUGCAAACUAUCAUUUUAAGACAAAAUUACUUCCAUUGAUCUGCCCAUUAAAAUGACACUCAGAAAACACUCUAAAAAAUGUGUUGUGUUGCUUUGCUGACUGAAUUUUCUUCGCAGAUUUUGGAGCAUCCUCAAUAUCAGAAGCAUCAUCAUUAGCAAUAGUCCUAAAAGAGUGAAACUUCUUAUAUUUAGCAAUUAAUUCCUCUAAAUUGAUGCCACUAAACUUGAAAAAUAGGGUAACAAUACUAUCGCUAGCCCUUUAAAAACCCCAUACAUUUUUUAAUAAUUGAUAAUGUAAUCUGGACUUCCAAUUUUAAAAGUUCAAGACAAUCACUUAUGGAAUAUAAAACUCAGUUGUUAAUGCCAUUAAGUAAAUGUUCUCUUGUUUUAAUAAUAUUUUUUAAUGUAGUUCCAUUAAAAUAUUUUGGUAUGCUUCAUUAAGCAUCAAAGAAUAUCUAAAGUCUGGAAUCACAAAAAAACUUUGAAAAUAUCAAUUUUUUAAUUUCUAGCUUUCUAGAAAUGGUAGCUUUUAACAAAAUGCACAAACUUCACUUUAAGUUGACAACCUAAUUAUUACUCAUGCAACCUAUCCACAGAUUGAUUUAGACACCUAAAUAUUUUUUCUGGUGCCAUAAAAUCAAAUUUGCUACAAUUAAUGUACAUUCUGAAGGAAUUAUAAACUUGUGUCUUGAUUUCAGAUGACACAUGAAAACCCAGUUUUAUUGCUAUUGAUUUCAAGCCCUAUUUUAGAACAAUCUUUUUCAAUUAAUUUUCAGAUUUUCCAACAUAUCCUUCUGAGAAUCACUGGGAAAAACUAGGAUAGAUAUAUAGUCCUAGUUUUGACAGUUAAUAGAAAGUUAUUCCAACAGUUAUUAGAAAGGAAAACAGGAAGGGGCGUUCUCACAAAAUGGGAUCCACUUGAGUGAAGAAAAAAAAAAAAUUCUGUAUAUUUGGUAAAUAUUUCUCAAAUAAUUGUUCCUUAUUGACAAUUAUAUUGCAAAAUCUGAAUCAAAUUUGCUUCCAAAAACCAUUUACAAAACUAGUAUGUUUUUUCUUAUCGUUAACAAAGAUGCUACAAAUAAGCUUAGUUUUAUUACUAACCUGCCACUGUGGCAGCCACAGCACUACACAGUAGGUUUCUGUUAUGGGAAUAGCGCUAUCCAAAGAUCCUAGAGGAGCAAGAUAGACCACUCCUCCGAAAUCCAAUGGACUGACGUGUAGUACGUGACGGAACGUCACGGCCGCCAUUUUUUAAUGCGACACGCGACUUCCGGUAUGCCACCCGCUGUGAUCCAAAGCAAAGAUUAUAGAGCUCCGCUAUAAUCUUUGAUCCAAAGCAAAGAUCCUUGAGUAUCUUGUAGCGGGAACAGCCCCCUCCUUUGCGUAGUUUCCCUUGCAUUGUAUUGUGCAGUUUCCCUUGUAUUGCUUUAACACACACUGCACAAAAUUAAAUUUAACGUAUACAUAUUUUAUAUAUUUAUAUGAAUGUGUGUCUGUGUGUGAGAGGCAAGUUAGAGAUAAUUAAGUUUAUUCUCAUGGAUCAGAAGCAACUUUGAUUUAAAUAAUCACUAUUAAUUUAUUUGUCUUGUAAGAUGAUAUACAUAAACCAUAAAGGCAAU